This is a messenger RNA of Hyalella azteca, 1654 nucleotides long. RefSeq lists its product as uncharacterized. The record is from RefSeq and is a predicted model, not a curated record. The coding region runs from base 108 to 1007 and encodes 299 amino acids. The transcript is spliced from 2 exons. Lineage: Eukaryota; Metazoa; Arthropoda; Malacostraca; Amphipoda; Hyalellidae.
GGAGUAACGAACGUAACUGCAGCAAGUCUUCGAAUGACUCAGUAGCGUUCACCACGACACGCACCACUAGCUCGUCAGAGGUUCUCCUGUCCUCAUUGGUUGCCGUGAUGUAUGCCCUGGGGUGCUACUCAUAUCAGCCAGUCCGGCUGCGUGACGCCGGCCCCAGUCCUGCUGUCCCUGAGAAAGUCCGCUCAUCCAAGCCACGCAAAUCAAGACAGGCUACUGUCACUUCGAAAUCUAGAGUAAUUAAGGAGGAACAGAAGACGCCGGUCCUCGCAUCCAAUAUGUUAAGUGACGACAUCCCAUUGUACGGACAGACCGUCAAACCCGAGACUAGUUCAUGCACAAGCGACACUAGCAUGAACAUCGACGACUCUCACUUUGCUGCAAGUCCUGAGUGUCAGCAUCACUCUGAGUUCAAUCCAGAUAUCCGCUUUCCGUCGGAAGCUUCGCCGCCUAAUGGCCAUUUUAAAAUGGACGAAUGUACAAGACAACUGAAGGAUGAAGACAAUUGUAAUGAAGAACAUGAUGUUGUGUCUCAGAAUCAAGACAUAAAGUUGAAAGCAGUCGUCACUACAAAAUCUAUUCUAAAAACUAACUCCAAGUAUCCAUUGACCGACAAUAAAUCUUGGGCUUCCUCUGAUUCAGUUUCGAGUUUUGCUGUUGCAAUUUUUGUUUGGUUGUGGGAUCGCUGCUGGAACGAGAUUUUAAAAACCGAAUAUAAAACGAGGAUCGAACUCGAGGAAAAUAAACAAACAACCUGCCCAGAAUCCAAAAAUUAUCUCAAGGCGUCGACAGAAGAUGAGUUGAACGAUGUCGGAUGUUCAUCAGGGUCGAAGUUUGAAGACAUUGAUCACAAACUUUGCUUAAAAACAGAAGUAAAAAAGGUUACUUUCGCAGAGCCGCUCGUCUCUUCGGUGCACACGUACAAGUAUAGACAAAAACAAAAUAAACGAGAUAUCGAAGAAAAGCGAUGUGAGCCUUCAGCUGUUCAGAAUACGCUGUAAAACGGACAAAAUAACUCGCGCACGUAUCUUAAUAACCGAAAUCAUCUGCCGAUUUCAAGAAACUUAUGCUUAGUUUUUAAAUGUUUUACCUAAUUUUGGCAACCUUAUUAAGGUACUUGAGUCAGAAUAUUUUACAUGUGCCAACGAAUUGACCGAGUAAGUGGCAGUAGUAAAAAUCACUUUGCUACCGACUUCCUAGCUGGAUAGCCCUAAUUAAUUGACACUGUUAAUACCCUUGGUAGAUAUCAGUCACUUUUAUCUGCAGAAAGACCGAAUACUGCUGCCACUGGCACAGGAUGUGAUUUUAUUGUCAUCAAAGAAUUGACUGCACGAAGAACUACCUAAUCUUUGAUUACAUUUUAUGUGUUUUGUAUCGUCUUAGUUUUUGGAACUCUAGUGUUAAAUGUUGUUUAUUAACUCAAAAUUAUCAUUGAUACUUUUGCCUCCAGUUUAUCUUAAAAAAUGUCAAUUCAAAUGCGAUUUUACAGUUUCAAAUUUUUGUUGCCACUCUCGUUUCAGAUUUUUAUAAAAGAAGCAACCAAGUUUGAGAAUCACAUUAACAAUUUUUAUUUUAUUUAAAAUAUGUUUCUUAACUGAUUUAAAAACUGCAAUAGUUUCCAAUUUGUUGUAAAAUAGCGAAUAAAAUG